GGGAAGUUACUAUUCAAGUCAAACACAUCAGAAUGCAGAAUUCUUUAUCAGUAUCACCAAAAGAUCAAGGAGAUGUUUCCGUGCUCACCAGUCCUGAGAAGCAGCUGAAACAGAAAAUGUCAGACUCUCCUGGAAAGACAGUGUGCACAGGUGAAUCAAACAUCCCUUCCGGAACAAUUCAGGGUGGGAAAGGUUUGCAGAAUAAGAGUCAGUUUAGGACCAUCGCACCAAAAAUUGUGCCCAAAGUUGUAACAUCCAGAGUGCUGUCAUGCCAUUCGCCGUCACUCUCUGAUCAGGUGAAUCCAGGACCUUCCAUCAGCUCUAAGCCCCUGGGGAUGCCCACCCAGAAUUAUGCUCUAAUGCAGGUUUCUGGCCAGGAGGGGACGUUUUCUCUUGUUGCUUUGCCGCAUGUUGCCUCAGCUCAGCCAAUCCAGAAACCCAGACUGCCCCUUCCUGAAAACCUUAAACUGCCUAUUCCUCGAUACCAACCCCCAAGAAAUAACAAAGGAUCAAGAAAAAAACCCAUUCUGAGCUCCUCUGAGAGUGGCUGUAACAAACCUCCUGCCCAAACCCAAGCGCCCCCUUCCCCACCUGACCGUCCUGAACCACCGCACGAGCACAGUCAGUCCAAGCCAGUGCCAGCACUAGACCACGCCCCAGCCAUCGUCAGCACGGCUGCGCUGACCAACGGAGGUGGCCACGGGGACUCUCAACCUCCAGGGACCAACGACCAUGGAGAUCCGAACCCUCCUGCUACCCCAACAUUGUCCACACAAGAGGAGCCCUCAGCCAAGCAGGGCCUCACAAAGGUUUCAGGGAAAGCAAAUUUUGCAAACAAGAAAACAUCCAGUAAACCUUCUGCUGUUGCCAGUGAAAAACUGAAAGAACAAGUUGAUCUUGCAAAAGCCAUGACCAAUUUAUCACCAGCCAUUUUUGGCAAUGCAGUUCAGUUGAUCUCUUCAGUCCCCAAAGGGAAAUUGCCAAUCUUACCCUACUCAAGAAUGAAGACAACGGAGGUUUACAAAAGUGAAUCAGAUGUGAGCACCGCAGAUUUUUCUUUCCCUGGGCUCAGGGCAGACUGUGAUAAGACAGCUUCCAUUGCAGAAGGCUUGAAUGCAGCCCCCAAAAUGGCCAACAAGAUAGUUGUUCCACAGGCAGAGUUGAAGCAGAGUCCUUGUGAAAGUGCCUUUUUUCUGGCCACCAAACUCGAUCUCAACCACAGAACAAAACUCAGCAGUGGGGCAGCAAAGAGAAGAGGAAGAAAACGAAAGGUACCAGAUGAAAUUUUGGCACUUCAGGGAAAAAGGAGGAAGGGUAUCAUUAAUAAGUGUAAAGAUGGUAAAGAAAGAGUAAAAAACGAUCCCCAAGAAUCCAGAGAUCAAAAACCUGGGACUAUGAAAAAAUACCGUAGCAUUAUGCCUAAACCUGUCAUUGUCAUGCCUGCUCUGGCUCCCCUGGCUUCUCCUGCAGCUACGUUGGAAUCCCAAACGCUCAGCAGAACAGGACUGGACGUUUUGUUAAAUAAUUCACUCACUCCUAAAUAUCUCGGCUGUAAGCAGGAUGACAGCCCUUCCCCUAAGGCCGGCUCUGUGUUCCGCAGUGGAUUCUCUGGCAUUAAGAAGCCUUGGCACAGGUGCCACGUCUGUAACCACCACUUCCAGUUCAAACAGCACCUUCGAGACCACAUGAAUACACACACCAACAGACGCCCUUACAGUUGUCGGAUUUGUCGCAAGGCGUACGUACGUUCUGGCAGCCUGAGCACACACAUGAAACUCCAUCACAGUGAGAACCGGCUGAAGAAACUCGUGUGCUGUGAAUUUUGUGCAAAAGUGUUUGGUCACGUCAGAGUCUAUUUUGGCCAUCUAAAAGAAGUGCAUAGAGUUGUCAUCAGCACCGAGCCCUCCCCCAGUGAACCGCAGCCAGGGGACGUGCCAAAGAACAGAGAUGUGAAUGUGCGAGGGCUGGAGGGCUCAGUGGAGAGGGAAAACAAGUCAAACCUGGAAGAAGACCUCCUUCUAAACCAGGCAGACGAAGUCAAGUUACAAAUCAAAUGUGGCCGCUGUCAGAUCACUGCUCAGUCUUUCGCUGAAAUCAAGUUUCAUUUGCUUUAUGUUCACGGAGAGGAAAUUCAGGGCAGACUACAAGAGGAGGUCUCACCAGGAAGUAAAGGAGCCCAGGAAGAACUGGUUAAGCAUGCUGACCCUCACUGGAGACAGCUUCCUGCCAGAAGAGAACUGGCCGCGCACUGUCCCUCUGACGAGCACUUACAGGCACUGCCUAAACUGAAAAAGCAGCUCGACCUUCAUCACCAGAGUGGCGUGGAAAUACUCAGGAAAAAUGAAGGCGGCCAGCCGGGACCAAGGGAGCCAGGGGAAGAGCCCCAGGGCCCUGAGUGUCCCGGCCCCCACCCCGUUCUCCUUCGGUCCCAGUCGGGCCUUCACUGCAUCCUUUGUGCACAGACUCUGGGAAGGAAAGAGGAACUCCUCCUGCACUGGGAACAACAGCACAAUUGUGAGGACCCUCCCAAACUCUGGACAAUUUUAAAUGCACUUUCUAACCAGGGAGUGAGGGAACUUUCCACUGAAACUGGAAAAUGAAACAUUGGGGCAAGAGGGAGGUUAAAGAGUUUUGCGAUCACCUUUCUCUCGAAGCUUUGUGAUUUAUGGUGGUGCUUAAUUAUAAAAAUCAAACAAGUCAAGAUCAGCACUAAUGAGCAGAAGUGAUGUUUGUACAUAGUUUUAUUUUCUUAUGAAAUAUAUCUAUGCUCUUGAUGCAUAUUUUUCUAACCAUAUGCAGUUUAUUUUAAAAUUCUGUGUACUGUUAAUGUCUUAGACUUUAUUUCAGAAUAAAUAUGUAAAAAGA
Ceratotherium simum simum (southern white rhinoceros) is the source of this 2865-nucleotide messenger RNA. It is a transcript of the gene ZNF438, whose product is annotated as zinc finger protein 438. Gene Ontology annotation, biological process: regulation of transcription by RNA polymerase II. Gene Ontology annotation, cellular component: nucleus. Gene Ontology annotation, molecular function: DNA-binding transcription factor activity, RNA polymerase II-specific; RNA polymerase II transcription regulatory region sequence-specific DNA binding. Lineage: Eukaryota; Metazoa; Chordata; Mammalia; Perissodactyla; Rhinocerotidae. The record is from RefSeq and is a predicted model, not a curated record.